Messenger RNA from Papaver somniferum (opium poppy), 543 nucleotides. RefSeq lists its product as uncharacterized. Bases 1 to 543 code for a protein of 180 amino acids. Lineage: Eukaryota; Viridiplantae; Streptophyta; Magnoliopsida; Ranunculales; Papaveraceae. The transcript has a single exon. The record is from RefSeq and is a predicted model, not a curated record.
AUGAAUCGUUCUUAUAUUUUUCGAAAACUUAUCAACGGGAAAACACCACCGGUGAACUUUGAAGUAAACGGGCAUGCAUAUGAUAUGGGAUAUUAUCUCGGUGAUGGCAUUUAUCCACAGAUUGCUACUAUUGUGAUGGCCAUUAAACAACCAGAUUCACCGAAAAAAUAUAAAUUUUCAUCGAUGCAAGAGGGAGCACGGAAAGAUGUAGAGCGUGGAUUUGGUGUACUGCAACAACAAUUUGCCAUUGUCAAACAACCUGCACGAAUGUGGAACCCGGAUGUGCUUGCCUAUAUAAUGAAAACGGUUAUUAUUUUACAUAAUAUGAUAGUGGAGGAUGAGCGUCUUCCCGGUGAUUGGCCACAUGAAUAUGACUCACGUAGCAGGUCGGCACCGGUGAAUAUAUCGAGGGUAGGUACUGAGGAACUUUCCAGAAUGAGAGCUGCACAUCGGCGUCAUGCUAUACACAAUAAAGAAACACAUUUUCGCUUGCGUCAAGAUUUAAUCGAACACAUAUGGUCAAAUUUUGGAGAUAAUUAUUAA